AUGCUCAAGCUGUGCAUCCUCGCCGUCCUGCUGGCCGCCGUUUCCGUCGCGCCUGCACCUGCGCCGGGAGCUCUCCUGGCCGUUCCGGCGCCGAUCGUCACCGCCAGCAGUAGCCAAUACGUCGCCAGAAAUUACAACACCCUCGCCGCGGCUCCGCUCGUUGCCGCUCCGUUCGCUCCACUUGCAGCGGCGGCACCGAUUGCAGCGGCACCCUUGGCUUACAACACGCACGCCGUCGCGCCCGCCGCGUACUCCGCCGCCUAUUCGCCGUCUAUUCUACUUUUGGAGCGCAAAAUUCACGUACCACGUCGUAUUUUGGAGUAUUAUCGUACUGACUACAAGCCAGACGGACACACAAGCUACAACAUGUUCAAGCUGCUCUGCUUCUUCGCCUUCCUGGCACUCGCCACGGCCGCGCCCGCACCUGCCCCCGCUCCGGGCGCGAUCAUCGGCGCCCCGCUGGUCACAUCCUAUAGCGCGCCUAUUGUCUCCGCGCCAUUGGCCUACAGCGCCUACAGCCUGCCGACUUACAGCGCGUAUUCGGCGUACUCAGCUUUGCCGUACGCGUACAAGAGCUAUGCGGCUUACAUCGCUUAAGAAGUGAUCGCCACACUGGGACCAGAGACCGCAUCAUCAGAACCAUCCAGGACCACCAGCAUAUCCAGUCGAUCGAUCCAGCAUGCAGCGCGCGCGAGAUCUCUCCUACCGAAAGCCGGUAUCAUCGGAUGCUUGUCUCGCGUCUCAUCCCUCUUUCAUUCUCCCAUCUCCUCUCCGUAUUCAUCUCCGGCCCUUUUCGUCCGUUCAAAUAAUCCGCAUUCGCAUUCAUGUGACUCAGGAUUAAUAAAACCGCUUAAAAGCAGUUCCGUUCUUUUUACUCGAUCCAUCACCUUGAUUCACUUUGGCUA
Dinoponera quadriceps is the source of this 905-nucleotide messenger RNA. Its product is annotated as cuticle protein 19.8-like. The transcript has 5 exons. The record is from RefSeq and is a predicted model, not a curated record. Lineage: Eukaryota; Metazoa; Arthropoda; Insecta; Hymenoptera; Formicidae. The coding region runs from base 1 to 597 and encodes 198 amino acids.